UAGACAAUCACGAACACGAGUAGCCCGUUUGCAAUCAAUUGUACUCAGUAGGUGUAAGUUGUAAAUUAUUCAACGAAACACGAGUAUUGGUCAUAUCAAGUUACAAAAUACAAACAAAUUUAUUACUCAAUCACUACCUAAAUUGUAUAACUAUUAAAAAAACUGUUUGAAAUGGCUUCAACAUCAGUGUCUAAAGGAACAUUUCAACCGGAUUCUGAUGUCCAUAUUACAUUCGAAGAUCAACAAAAAAUCAACAAGUUCGCAAGGCUUAAUGCACGUGUUGAUGAAUACAGAGAUGAAUUAAAAUCAAAACAAACAACAUUAAAGAAUCUAGAAGAUGCUUCUGAAGAGUUAAUGUUAUUAGACGAGGAUGAUUGUCCUAAUCUUCCAUACCUUUCUGGAGAAACUUUUGUAUAUUAUAAUCUAGAAACUGCACAGAACAAUUUGGAAGAAUUGAAAAAAUCUGUUGAGAAAGAUAUGAAGGAUAUUGAAACGAAAAUCAAAGAUAUUUCAUCUACAAUGAGUGAUUUAAAAACACAUUUAUAUGGAAAAUUUGGUAACAAUAUAAACUUAGAAGCUGAAGAUUAAAAAAAAUAUGUUUAUUUCUCUAUUAUAAUGUAAUAAAAUUUCUUAUCAAACUAAAAAUAUAAUCACAUAAGUAUAUUUAUAUAUAAAAAACUUAUAACCCAGCUUUCAAUUAAUAAAAAAAAUAUAUAAACUUA
Messenger RNA from Rhopalosiphum padi (bird cherry-oat aphid), 722 nucleotides. RefSeq names its product probable prefoldin subunit 4 (gene Pfdn4). The coding region runs from base 172 to 588 and encodes 138 amino acids. NCBI's taxonomy places the organism in Eukaryota, Metazoa, Arthropoda, Insecta, Hemiptera, Aphididae. The transcript is spliced from 4 exons. Gene Ontology annotation, cellular component: prefoldin complex; cytoplasm. Gene Ontology annotation, biological process: protein folding. The record is from RefSeq and is a predicted model, not a curated record.